This is a messenger RNA of Zea mays, 1167 nucleotides long. NCBI's taxonomy places the organism in Eukaryota, Viridiplantae, Streptophyta, Magnoliopsida, Poales, Poaceae. The record is from RefSeq and is a predicted model, not a curated record.
GCGCUUUCGGGCCUCGGAAGCUUCCGGAGACAGGAGACAACCAGCCGCUCCCCCCCCCCCCCCCUCCCCCGUGCCCUAGACAAAGAGGAAAGGUACGCCUCCGGUUCCAGAGCGGAGAGGAUUGCGCCGCCUGAUUGGCGAUUGCUGAUAGUCUGCCGCCAGUGCCCUCGCCCGAUUUGCUCCGCCGAGAACAACAUGGGGAGAAGCUAUAAUCACAGUCCAUCGCCACCAAGAGGCUACAGGAGAAGAACUCGCAGCCCAAGUCCUCGUGGUCGGUAUGGAGGCCGUGAUACUGAUAGGGACCUCCCAACUAGUCUUUUGGUGAGGAAUCUUCGUCGGGAUUGUAGGCCUGAUGACCUUCGUAGACCAUUUGGAAAAUUUGGCCCCGUUAAAGACAUAUAUCUGCCAAAGGAUUACUACACUCGACGCAAGUCUUAAGAGUACUAUUGAAGAAAAGGAAGAAAUAGAGGUUUAAAGAGAUAUGCAAGUUAUGAAGAGUUUCAAGUGUAUCUCUAAACACUGAUGACUGCAAGGGAACCUAGAGGAUUUGGGUUCAUCCAAUACUUUGAUCCUGAGGAUGCUUCUGAUGCAAAGUACUAUAUGGAUGGGAAGAUGCUGCUUGGAAGGGAAAUUGCUGUUGUUUUUGCAGAGGAAAACAGGAAGAAGCCUUCUGACAUGAGGGCCAGGGAAAAAAUAAGUGGCAGAGGCCGUUCUUAUGAUGGGAGGUUGCGCUCAAGGUCACCUGGGUUGAACGGUUCUCCUAGGGGUAGAUCACGGUCCCAAAGCCGAAGCUACUCGCCAGCACCUAAGCGAAAGCACUAUUCAAGGUCCCCGGCUCCUCGACCUCGGGAGAGAUCUUUGUCGCGUUCCCCAGCUGUCAACAGAUCAAGGAGUGCAAGCCCCAUUGUUAGCAGGUCUCCUCAUAGGCAGGGGUCUCUUUCUGUUAGCGAGUGAGGUAUCUCAGGGCUCUGUAUGACUAUCUUGUCGCUGUUAUGCUGAACCAUAUAUGUUUCAGAUUAUUUUUGUUAGCACCCUCGUGUGUACUCUAGGAUAUCUGAACGUCUACUAUGUAUUGGGUAUUUCCAAAAUCUCUGAUGAGUGAAGUGAGUUGUGAACCAAUGAACCUUGAAUCCUUGAUGUUCGACGUGCUGACCAGUGCGCAGGUGC